GCGUGGACCUAAUAUCGACCGCGGUGAAGUUUGGCACGGGCAGAGGGGCACCUCGCGAGCUUAGCUACGAGGCUGACCCGCCCGCGCGGAGCGUCGCGUGGCGGCUGAUCAGCGAGCCUCGCGAGUGUGCAUUCGAAAAAUGGCUGACAGCGGGGAUGGUGUGAACAAUACGUCGUCUGGGAAAGAGCCGAGAAGCACGCUUAGCGAUGGCCCGGUCACCGAUCCAGCCUCCAACACGAAGAGCCUAGAGGCAUCAAAUAAUGCCUUUCACGGCGCGAGAACAAAAUUAGACUCGAAAUCUGGAGCGCUGAAGAAAUCCAGCCGUUACCGCAGCCGUUCCUUAUCAGCUAGCAGCACCGACAGUUACAGUUCUGCCUCUUAUACAGGAAGCUCGUCCGACGAAGAUGACGUCUCGCCGCGCGAGAAAAUUCAGAAGACGGACAAGGGCUUCACGGACUUUUGCGUGCGCAACAUCAAUCAGAAUGCCUUCGGUCGCAGAGAGAUCGAAAUCGCGGAGCAAGAGAUGCCGGGAAUUAUGGCGCUGCGGAAACGCGCGGCGGAUGACAAGCCGCUGAAGAACGCUAAGAUCGUGGGAUGCACUCACAUCAACGCGCAGACUGCUGUCCUGAUCGAGACGCUGGUGGAAUUGGGUGCGCAAGUGCGAUGGGCGGCGUGCAACAUUUACUCCACGCAGAACGAGGUGGCCGCGGCGUUGGCGUACGCCGGGUACCCGGUGUUUGCGUGGCGCGGCGAAACCGAGGAAGAUUUCUGGUGGUGCAUCGACAAGUGCGUGGCCGCCGAGAACUGGCAGCCUAACAUGAUAUUGGACGACGGCGGAGACGCUACCCACCUGAUGCUCAAGAAAUACAACGCCGUGUUCAAAAUGAUUCAAGGAAUUGUCGAGGAGAGCGUAACCGGUGUACAUAGACUGUAUCAAUUGUCAAAGGCAGGUAAACUGUCGGUACCCGCGAUGAACGUGAACGACAGCGUCACCAAGACCAAGUUCGACAAUCUUUACAGCUGCCGCGAGAGCAUCAUCGACAGUUUGAAGAGAUCCACUGACAUCAUGUUCGGUGGGAAACAAGUCGUGAUAUGCGGUUACGGGGAGGUCGGAAAGGGAUGCUGCCAGGCCCUCAAGGGCUUGGGCUGCAUCGUGUAUAUCACUGAGAUCGACCCGAUAUGCGCUCUGCAGGCCAGCAUGGACGGCUUCAGAGUGAUGAAGCUCAAUGAAGUCAUUCGAAAUGUAGACAUUGUUAUUACAGCGACGGGCAAUAAAAACGUGGUCACGCGCGAGCACAUGGACAAAAUGAAGAACGGGUGCGUCGUGUGCAACAUGGGCCACAGCAACACGGAGAUAGACGUCAACAGCUUACGUACGCCCGAUCUCACUUGGGAGAAAGUGAGAUCGCAAGUGGAUCAUGUUAUCUGGCCGGACGGUAAGCGCAUCGUUCUACUGGCGGAAGGUCGUUUGGUGAACUUGUCAUGCUCGAGUAUCCCGUCCUUCGUGGUAUCGAUUACCGCCGCCACGCAGGCAUUAGCACUGAUCGAGCUGUUUAAUGCACCACCAGGACGGUACAAGAGUGACGUUUACUUGCUGCCGAAAAAGAUGGAUGAGUAUGUCGCGUCGUUGCAUUUACCGACGUUCGACGCGCAUCUGACAGAACUGACGGACGAGCAGGCAAAGUACAUGGGCCUCAACAAGGCUGGUCCGUUUAAGCCUAAUUACUAUCGGUUAGUAUCAAAAGUUCGGUUCUGGCAGCAGGGUUGAUUCGAUUGAGUGUGUGCGCCUACCUACUGUGUUACCUACCUGUGGAUCUGUUUCAGCUACUAAAAAACCAAUGGACGAGUAAUGUGGCAUUGACUAGCACGUGCGACACUCACUCAGCACCACACACACCUCUUUACAAGUAUUAAAAAAACAAAGAAAAAAAAAGAAAACCAGCUACCCUCCCUCUUGUGUCUGAAGUUGGCUUUCUUUUUGUCCUCGUUCUGACAUACCCGUUCUUUUCUCGUAAAUCGAUGACGAGAGACGUUUAUUUAUGGUGCAACCUUCGUGGAUAUCCGCGCGACGUGAUUAUCCGUUGUUAUCGUGCUAAUCAUCCGCAAGGAAUGCGUUAAUAACGUCGUAGUGAACACACAUUGAUCCAGCAGUUAUGCCCAAUAAUCGAUACGUUAAAACUUUCCCCGCUGCAUCAGAGUUGGGCAAUAUAUCACAGAAAUGUACUCCAAUCAUGCAAGAUGCAAGUUAUUUUUGAUGACGUAUCUUGCUUUUUAACUACACGCACGCGCGCACACACACACACACACACACACACACACGUGAAAUAAUUUGCCCAGCUCUGGUAUCGAAAUAUAAUUAUGUAUUCAAUUAAUGUCUCCACAUAACAGCUUUCUGUUUGAAAAUGCGCAAGUGUAGGACCUGCAUUUGCCGAGACGAACAGAGGGAGAGAUUCUGAGAGGCCCGUUGAGCUGCACGUGUCGGCAGAGCCACGCACGUAAAUCGUCAAUCAAAUAUCAUAGAUGCAAAUGCGAGUCGUGUGUCUGUAUAGUUUGCAAGCCGGAGGUGGUAAUCAAGAUUGCCACUCGUCUAUUAGAUACUAAUCUCAGCAAGUUGUAAACGUUAGUUAAAGGACACAAAUUAUUAUAGUUUUAAUAGUGUCGACAAAAAGAUACGUACGCGUGUCUGGCGUGUAACGCACGCGGGAUGCAAAAGGAGAAAAAGCAUCGGGAGAAAAAAAUUCAAAAAUGUGAUUUUAUUUUUUUAUGAUGAUAAAAGAUUCGAUGAUUUUUACUGCGCUCUCGUAGUAGUAGCUCGUGUUGCCAUUCCGCGCGUGUGUUGCACACGCACCAAGUCUACAUGCGUAAGCACGCUUGAUUUUUUUAGCGCGUACGCGUGCAGUUGCAGACUUGCAGUGCGUACGUGUGUCAAUGAUGCACGUUAGUCAAUGAAUUUGUCGUGUCCUUGUAGUAACACGGAAUUAUAUACACAUUCGCGGCGCACCCCCGCCGCGAAUGAUAUAUCAUUGGCAACUAUUUAUACACCAUCCCCUUCCCCGAGACGCGGGGGACACUGUAUUUUGCAGGUGAUCAAUCCAAAAGCCGUGUACAUAAUAUUAUUUAAGGAGAGGCAGGGACACUAAUACACGAAAUAGGCGAUAAGUUAUUAUAGAUUAUAGCCUGUUAAUAAUCUCUGGUUAUCAUUGUUACCCUCGCCUUGCGUACGAUACGAGGAACGAUUUGCAUAUACCCCAACGUCUAGGAGAAAAUAAACGCCUACCGCAUUUAGAGAAUUGAUCA
This is a messenger RNA of Ooceraea biroi (clonal raider ant), 3297 nucleotides long. Its product is annotated as S-adenosylhomocysteine hydrolase-like protein 1. NCBI's taxonomy places the organism in Eukaryota, Metazoa, Arthropoda, Insecta, Hymenoptera, Formicidae. Gene Ontology annotation, cellular component: cytosol. Gene Ontology annotation, biological process: L-methionine cycle. The record is from RefSeq and is a predicted model, not a curated record.